Messenger RNA from Prorocentrum cordatum, 1977 nucleotides. The record is from the annotation of a GenBank genome assembly. Lineage: Eukaryota; Dinophyceae; Prorocentrales; Prorocentraceae.
AUGGCCGACGACGAGGGGGGCGUCCUUCUCGCCGAGGCGGAGGAGGGCGCGGCCAGCCCCGCCGAAGCGUCGCUGGAGCCAGCGGCUGACGCUGCGGCGGAGGUGGUCCCCGAGGGUGCCGCCGAAGGCGGCGCGGCGGGCGACGCCGCGGCAGAGGCGGCCCCCGAGGCUGCCGCCGAAGGCGGCGCGGAGGGCGACGCUGCAGCGGAGGCGGCCCCCGAGGGUGCCGCCGAAGGCGGCGCCGAGGGCGGCGCCGAGGGCGCCUCCGCCGGGCCUGCCGGCGAGGGGCUCGAUGGGGCCGCGGGGCCCGACGUGGCCGAGGCGGCCGCCGAGGCCUCCCCGCCAGCGGCUGCCGAAGCGCCCGCCGACGAGGCGCCUGGCGGCGGCGGGGGGGGCGCAGGCGAGGCGGCGCCAGCUGCUGAAGGCGAAGCCAGGGAGGGGGGCGGUGAAACCGCGGCCCUCCAGCCCGAGCAGCCCGAGGCAGCCGCUGGAGGCGCGGCCCCGGCCAGCGGCGAGGUGUCGGUGGACUUUGUCAUCCUGCCGGAGGGCUACGGGCAGACCAAGCAGCUGGACGUGGCGCAAACAGUGGCGCAGAUCAGAGCCAACCUGGAGAACGAGCUGAGCAUCCCAGAGGGUUCCCUGUUGCUGAUGAACCUCUCUGGCGCGGUGGAGUGCCGCGACGUGCUGCCGGACGCCAAGGCCCUGCACGAGUUUGGCAUGAAGCCCGGCGAUCGCGUGGGAGUCGAGCUGAGGAUCAACUACUACCAGGAGCAGCCGGCGGAGGAGUAUGUCAUGCCGGACGUGCUGGAGCUGCACGUGCUCGACCACUUGGGCGUGGAGAGGGUGGUCAACGUCCACGUGCAGCGCCCGGUCAUGGAGAAGCCCUACCUCGGCGGGUUCCGGAACAAGCAGUCGGGCGUCCAGUUCCACCAUGCGGUGACCCAGACGGCGCCGACGCAGGCGAAGGAGAAGGCCACCAUCCGCUUCCACCGUGAGGCGCAGACCUAUGAGUAUAGAACGCGGUCCACGCAGUGCAAGCGCGACAACGGGACGCAGAUGCCUAAGGCGGGGCUGUUCGUGGACACUGAGGGCGACCGCGAGCUGGAGCCCCGCAGGCCGUACUUCAGCAGCGCGGACAAGCACGCCCUUGUCAUGGAGAUGUGCGUCGUCAUCCAGUGCCACGCCCGCGGCAUGUUUGCGCGGGCGCGGGCGCGGCAGCUGCGCAAGCAGAGGCGCGACCAGCUGGAGCUGGAGGAGAAGGAGGCGGAGCGGCGGCAGCUGGAGGCCAGCCUGAGGCACAAGCGCGAGGUGGAGAGGCGAAUGCACCCGCGGACGUUCGAGGACUUCAGCAUCCUCUACCGCGAGCUCGAGGGGUGGCGCUCGAACGAGUCGCGGCGCAUCCAGGCCUCCGCCACCGACGAGGCCAGCCAGCGGGAGGCGCAGCGGGAGCUGCUGCAGAAGGAGACCAAGCUGCUGCAGACGAUCGACAAGCUGAAGAUCACGGCGCACGCGACGAACCGCGACGCGAAGAUAAAGAAGAAGCUGGAGUCAAUGUCACAGCCGAAAGUCUGGGCCCAGUCUGAUGGAGAGACCACCACAGUGCACACGCCGUUCACCACAAGGGCCAAGGAGCUCAUGGACCUCUACAGCGGCCUGCGCCUGCCGCUGUUGACUGUGGACGAGCGCCUCGACGUGCUUCUGCACGUAAAGUGGACCGUCAAGGAGUUCGACUGCAAUCUCACUCGCGAAAUCGUGGAUCUCAUUGAUCGCGAGGCGGACAUGCUAAACCGCGGUCGGCCCGAGAAGUCGUUCACAGGCCUUCGGAGGCGCCUCGCCAACCUGUUCCUUCAGUUCGUCGAGACGCCAGAGUUCAACCCGGAGUCCACGAAGUUCCAGAAGGUGCCCCGGCAGUUGGUGGACCAGGGGAGCACCAACCCGCUGAGCACGGUGCCCAUCAAGGCCAUCGGCUCCGCGUGA